GCUUCAAGCUAGAGUUGACAGUAAGACGGAAACCAUAGUCAGACUAGGGAAGGACCUCGAAGUAGCUCAAGAAGAAAAUCGGCUUGUCAAGGCGAGGUCCUUGACACUGGAGAGAAAUCUGGAAAGAGUGGAACAGGAAGUCCACAAAUAUGCUGCAAAUGAGGUGGAUAUCAAAACCAGCUUCUCGAUUGAGAAGCAGCGACUUACCGAUAUGGUCGACACUCUCACGAAGGAAUUGCACGAAGUACUCAAAGAGAAUGAAGAGCUAAAGGCAGAGAAGUUCGAUCUGCAAAAAGACUGCAAACUGUUUCGGCAACGGAUUGCCAAGUACGAGGUAGCGAAUCUUGAUGGAGACACGCCAGCCGUAGCAGACGAUUGUCUCCAGAGAAGAUCAACAGCGGAAUCAGGGGAGGACGAACUUGGCAAGUAUGAGAAACUCUACAAGGAAUUCAAACAGAUAGAAACGGAUCUACAUACUGUUCUUGGCAUUAAAGAAGAGCUGGUUCUCGAGCGCGACGCUCUAGUGAAGAAGGUGGAAAGGCUCAGUACCGAAAUGGCAUUCCUUCUAAAUGGCGACCCUCGUCGAGUGAGUGUAUACAUCGAUACAAGACAACCUAGAGUCCUUUUUUGA
Messenger RNA from Cylicostephanus goldi, 631 nucleotides. The record is from the annotation of a GenBank genome assembly. NCBI's taxonomy places the organism in Eukaryota, Metazoa, Nematoda, Chromadorea, Rhabditida, Strongylidae.